Acipenser ruthenus (sterlet) is the source of this 9647-nucleotide messenger RNA. RefSeq names its product atrophin 1 (gene atn1). The coding region runs from base 833 to 5977 and encodes 1714 amino acids. Gene Ontology annotation, cellular component: nucleus. NCBI's taxonomy places the organism in Eukaryota, Metazoa, Chordata, Actinopteri, Acipenseriformes, Acipenseridae. Gene Ontology annotation, molecular function: transcription corepressor activity. The transcript has 10 exons. The record is from RefSeq and is a predicted model, not a curated record.
CAGCUAGAAUUAAUGAAGGGGUCAUUUUACCUUUCAAGUAAGCACUUUUUAGAAAACUGCAAAUACUAUAGUCUACUGCAAAUCGCAUUUCAUGUGAACACAAAUUGCAUGUCUACAUUCCUGAAAAUAAAAACAAAAUUGGAAGGAAAGAAACAAAAAAGAAAGAAUGCUUGCUUCUUCUCCCCCACUCCCUUCCUCUCUCUGCCCACCCCCCGUUCCUCUCUCUCCCUCUCUCUCCCUCUCCUUCUAAUCGCUAGGCCUCUUCGUACUCCAAUAGGAGCUAUGCAAAUUCUGCGUGAGAGAGAGAGAGAGAGAGAGAGAGAGAGAGAGAGAGAGAGAGAGAGAGAGAGAGAGAGAGAGAGAGUGAGAGAGCAGGAAAAACAGAACAGAAAAAAUUACAACCCUCGUAAAAUAACGUGCCUUUUUUGCUACUGAUAGUGCAACAGUAGGCUAUAUGUGGAUGUCGAUUAGCAAUAAAGGAAAAUGCGUUUUUAUUAACGCUUUGUGCAAUUAAACCAUACGGAACGUUUUGGAUGGAUGUGUGUGUGUUUUUUAAAUGCAAAAUCGUGUGUGGAGAGAGAGAGAGAGAGAGAGAGAGAGAGAGAGAGAGAGAGAGAGAGAGAGAGAGAGAGAGAGAGAGAGAGAGAGGGCGAGAGGGAGAGAGGGAGAGACAGAGAAAGGCAGCGACCCUGUGUUGCGCUGGACAAAUAUAGAUUGUGGAUUCUGGCAGCUUGCACCAGUUUGACUAGGUGCUGUGAUAAUUGAAUUGCAUUGAAUUUCUGAAGAUUAUCUCCCGAAGUUGGGAGAAAAUGGACUACAAGUUUUGUGGAUCAUGAAAACUCGCAAUAACAAAAAUUCGAUGUCUGUGCGCAGUGGUCGACGGAAGGAAGUUCCCAGGCUGGCAGAGCAGCAGAAAGGGGUGCGAGUCCACACAUCGCCACUGGGGGGCGGUCACAACAGCGGCAGCAGCACCUCCAGCUCAGAGAGCAGAGCCCUGAGAGAGGCUGCAGAGGGCGUGUCGGGUGGGCGUGUCAGCAGGCGUCAGAGAGGCCGUGAUUUGUCAGAGAGUGAAGGGGAGGGGCCUGGAACGCUGACAAAAAGACAGAGACUACAGGAUGGGUCCUCCCCAUGCCCAGUCUCAUUGGACGUUGGCCUUGACAACCGCCGCGGCAACACUGAUGACAGAGCGAGGCGUGGCAGGGGGCGUGGCCUAGUCAGGACGAGGUGUGGCCGCGAUGAUGUCACGUUGGAGACUAGUGACAACGAUGAUGAUGACGAUGAUAACCAAUCGAACGCCAGCCUCAGCAGCCUGGCCAGUAGCAGCUGCAGCAGUGGGAGGGACAUCGACCAGGACAAUCGCAGCUCCUCCCCCAGCCUCUCCGCCUCCCCCAUGGGGAGCCUGGACUCUGACUCAGACUCGAACUCCCAGGCAGCCCCCCCGGCUCUCCACUCCCCCAAACCAGAGGCCAGCAGACAGCCAACAAACUCCAUCCGGGGCACCAAUCAAACAGUGACCCCCAUAUCACAGGCUGCUAAUGACUCCCCCAAGCAAAAACAGACUCUAACCAAGGGCGAUAUUAAUAACAAUAAUACCAAUAAUAACUUCUCUCCCCCUCCUGCUUUCCUCCAGGCCUCUCAGUCCAUCCUCCCCCCUCCCCCCGCACUCAAACCACUCCCCUUCUGCUCUGCCCCGCUCCCUCCCUCCCAGCAUCCCUCAGCGGACAAACCGGAAAGGAUGAGCACCUCCCCUGCCCCCCACGUCAGUCUGCAGAUCCCUCUUCAUAGCACUGCCUUGCUGAAGUACCCGUCCCUCUCUCCCCAGGGAGGAUGGGGUGCUGGCAGUAACCCCAACCUGGGACCCUGGGGAUCCUCUCCUUCUCCUGCUGUACCCCAGAGUGGAUUCCCCAGGUACGGGAUACCCCACCUUAAUUACCAGCAAGCUCCUAAACAGCCCCCCACAUUCCCGCCCCCUCUUCCUCCUCAUGCCCCUGGCAGAGACUGCAGCUCUGGGCACUUAGCCCCGCUGGCGACAGUGGCCCACAGCACUGGCAGGACCUUCUCCAGCUCCAGUGCCGGGGUGCAGGGCAGGGAGUUUGCCAGCUCUGCCCACCAGGUCCUUCAGCCCAGAGAUUUUGCUGCUUCAGGUUCUUCUUCUAGCGUGCAAAGUCGUGGGUUUAACCCUCUGUCUCAAAAUCGGGAGUUUACCUCUCCAAGCGCCCAGACGCAGCAGCAAAGCAGAGAUUACAAAAACACACAGCCCAGCAGGGAGUUUGCUAGUUUAGGGUCCCAGUCGCAGGGGCGCGAGUACAGCAAUCUGACUGCCCCUGGACCAAACAGGGAGUUCCCUUCUCCCAGCACCCUGACGCAAAAGCAACAAGGCAGAGAAUACACGAACGCACAGCCCGGCAGGGAGUUAGGAAAUCCAAGCGUUCAGUCCCAAGGUCGUGAGUACCCAAGCCUGACCUCACCCCCCGUCCCACCCAGAGAUGCUCAUUCCCAGCAGCAACAGAACAGAGAAUACACAAACCCAAAUGCAAACACACCAGCCAGGGACUUUUCAAGUACUAACCCCCAGUCUCAAAGCCGUGAGUUCACGAAUCUGACUUCCCCAGUUGCACACAGAGACUUCCCUUCUCCAAGCGCUCUGACGCAGCAGCAGAAUAAAGAUUACACAAAUCCCAGCACAGCUGCACAAGCCAGAGAGUUUGCUGGUUCGCAGCGGAGUGAGUACCCUGGUUUGGCGGGCCAGGUCUUAAGCAGGGACUUUGCCCAUGUGGGCCCUGCAACGCAGCCAGGCAGGGAAUUCACAGGGUUCAGCUCUCAGAACAGGGACCUCACUAACCCACAGCUGCCAAGAGACUACCCCAAGAAUCGGGAAGUUUCAAAUCCCACUUCUCAAACUCAAGCAAGGGAUUUUCCCAGCCUAAACCCCAGUCACACCUCUCAAACUGCACGAGACUUUCCAAAUCCCAGUGCGAGGGCCGUGUCAGACUCUGGCUCUCAGUCGUUCAGUAAUACCAGCACUCAGCCACAGGGCCGCGAGUUUACCGCCAAUCCUUUGGCACCAAGCCGUGAUUUCCCCAGCCCUGUCGGCCCCUCACAGCGGGACUUUGUGAGCCAGCAAACUCGAGAGUUCCCCAACUCGAACCCCAAUCCAGGCCUCCUGUCCCCCCAGACACCCAACAGAGACUUUGCUAACCUGGCCGUCCACACUGUAGAGUUCUCCAGUGCUCAGGCUGCCCAGAGCUUCAACCCCCCCUCUACGAGCAGUGAGUUCCCCAGCCUGCCCCCCACCCAGAACAGAGACAAUCCCAGCGCACUAAACCAGGAUUUCACAGGACUGGCGAGAGAUUAUUCCAGUUUCACUUCGGCUCAGAACCGAGAAUUCCCAAAUCCCAAACAGUCCCACAACCAGGAUUAUCCAGUUCCCAGUUCCCAGCCUGCUCCAGCACUGCAGCCCUCCCCCCCCAGUCACACUCCCCCAGCCUCCCAGCGCUCCUCAGCAUUCCCUCCCUCUCUGACCUCCAACCCCUCCCCUUCUCCUUCCUCAUCCUCCAGCUCCCUCACUCCCAUUGGCCAGUACCGGCCCAGCCCUGCCCAGCUCUCAUCCAAUCAGAAUACGCCAGUAGUCAUGAUUGGUGAUGAUGAAAGAGAUGUGAUAGUGGGAGGAGUUUUCACACCAGUUGACCACACCUCCCAAAACACACCCCCUACUGCUUCUACUAGUUCCUGUCCGGAAGACCAUCCCUCUCCUCCUUCUGUUCCUAUCAAUCACCCUCAAGCUUUCCCUCAAGUCCCCCCCUAUCGUUACCCAUCAUCCUCCUCUUCUGCGUCAGUUCCUGGUUCCCCAGCUACCCACAAUCCCCUGCUCCCUCCUCCUGCUCCCCCGACACGUCCUCUCUCUGGCAAUGCUUCACCCCCGAACUACAAGCCUGAGUACAGGACCGCCCCCUUUCCACCAAGCCCCUCCCCUCCCACUCCGAGCCACGUCCCUCCUGCUCUAAACCCCUCCCCCAGCUCUGUUAGCCAAAUCCCCUUCCACUCUACAACAUCCCCUAGCACAGUUAAUAAUAGCAAUAUUAAUUCAGCAGUGCCAUCUUUAAACCCCUGCCCUAGAUUCCACUCCCCCACCCCCUCUACAAACUCCACCCCUCCCAGUUUGAACCUCACUCCCUUUCAUUCUAACAGUAAUAAUACUGUCUCUAAGUCACUCCCACCUCUUAGUAACUCCACCAAUGACCCCCCUGGCUCUGUCUCUGGUCACACCUCUCCGGCCGCUAGUCCCGCCUCCUCAGCUGCCUUCAGGGCCUCCAGCCCCACCAACCCUGUUUCUAGCCACGCCCCUCUGCCUGUCACAUCUUCUGACUUGCUGCCCGGACUCCAGGCCACGCCCAUCAUCAAGCAGGAGCCAAUGGAUGAGGGAGUGGAGGAGCUAGAGAGCCCGCCUCCGGUACAGAGGAGCCCCUCCCCUGAGGCCAAGGUGGUCGACAUUCCGAUCCACGCCAGCCAAUCAGCACGGUUUCACAAGGUGCUGGAUCGCGGAUACAACUCGUGCUCCCGCAGCGAUCUCUACUUCGUGCCUCUCGACGGCUCCAAACUGUGGAAGAAACGGAGCGAUGUGGUGGAGAGGGCGAGGAGAGAGGUGGAGCAGAGAGCGAGGGAUGAGAAAGAGAGGGAGCGUGAGAGGGAGCGCGAGAGAGAGCGGGGGAGGGAGCGCGAGAGGGAGAGGGACAUCGACAGAUCCAUUCAGAAGGACAGUCGGACGGCCCCAGGCCUGCUCCCCUUCUCAACCCCUCACCCCGCCCCUGCAGCCCAGCCCAGUUCAGCCCUUCCUAUCCUGGUGGAGCACACCCAGUCCAGCAUGGCAUGCAGCCCCAGCUCAGGCUCUGCCCUGCUGCUGCCUCCUCCUCCCCACCACCUGUCCCGGGGGGCGAUGGAGCAGCUCUGCCCCGUGUCUCAAGGCUCCGUGGCAGCGGUGCCCCCCUACCUGGGCCCGGACACGCCUGCCCUGCGCACGCUGAGCGAGUACGCCAGGCCUCACGUCAUGUCGCCUCACCACCGCCCCCCUAGCCACCCCCACCACCCCUACUUCAUGCCGCAGUUCCCCAAUGCACACCCCGACGCGGCGGCUGCGAUCCUGGGCUUCAUCUAUGGGGGUCUGGAGGGGCAGGUGCACCCCCUGGCGCGGGACCGAGUGAAGCCCGGGUUCGAGUUCAAGACGGAGAACUUCAGCGAGCUGGCCCACCUGAGCGCCCACGCCCACGCCCAUGCCCACGCCCACCACCCCUCUCACUCGGGGCUGCUGCUCCCCGGGGACACCCUGUGCCCCCGCAGCCUGCCGCCUCACCACGCCUUCCUGCACCCCUCCUUCUCUCCUCUACACCCCCCGCCCUGCUCACACACACAGGCAGGGCCCAGAGACCCCCGAGAGCAGCCCCCUGCGCCCCCUCGGAUAGGAGGGGAGUCUGAGAGGGGGGCGGCCCCUGGGGGAGGGGCAGGGGGCUCCUCUAGCUCAGGGGCCCCAGGGUCGAGUGGAGGGCUACAGAUGGUCAAUGUGACUCCACACCAUCACCAGCACUCCCACAUCCACUCACACCUUCACCUGCACCAGCAGGACGCAGCACUGCACGCAGCUGCUGCUGGAGUGCACCCCCUGAUUGACCCCCUGACCUCGGGGCCACACCUCUCUCGUCUGCCCUACCCAGCAGGGGGGCUCUCCAACCCCCUUCUCACUCACCCCCUCCAUGAGAGCGAGGUGCUGAGGCAGCAACUAUUCGGCGUUCAGUUCCGGGAGCUGCCCCCCCCCUCGCUGCCCCCCCAGAUGUCAGCGGCUCACCAGCUGCAGGCGAUGCAGGCCCAGUCAGCAGAGCUGCAGAGACUGGCUCUGGAGCAGCAGUGGAUACAGCACCACUCCCUCCCUCCCACACAGGAGGACUAUUACAGCCACAUGAAGAAGGAAAAUGAUAAAGCACUUUGAGCAGGUGAAGUGGCCAGAGAGAAGUCAUCUCACCAUCAAUGAAGAAAGAAAGAAGGAAAGAGUGAGAGUGCAAAAUGAAGGGGAGGAAAAAGACAGCUGGCAAAAUGGAAAAUCUAUUAAGAUCCUGGAGAAAAAUCCAGAAGGUUUGAAAGCAAUUUAUUUAAUGAACGUUUUUUGAGAAGACAAUAUAUUUGUAAACAUGUCCUUUUAAUUUUGAUAUCAUUAAUUGAGCACUUAAUAUUAUGGAUUCAUACAUUUUACAUUUUAAAAUGAAAGUAAAGGGUGCUCCCUCCAGUCCAGGGCAGGCUUGAGGCAUGAACUGCUCCCUGCCUCCCCCUGUCACCCCCCUAAGAGAAAGGGUGCUCCCUCCAGUCCAGGGCAGGCUUGAGGCAUGAACUGCUCCCUGCCUCCCCCUGUCACCCCCCUAAGAGAAAGGGUGCUCCCUCCAGUCCAGGGCAGGCUUGAGGCAUGGAGACUGAACUGCUCCCUCUCUCCCCCCCUAAGAGAAAGGGUGCUCCCUCCAGUCAAGGGCAGACUUGAGGCAUGAACUGCUCCCUCCAUCCCCCUGUCACCCCCUAGAGAAAGGGUGCUCCCUCCAGUCUAGAGCAGGCUGAGGCAUGGAGACUGAACUGCUCCCUCCCUCACCCCCUAAGAGAAAGGGUGCUCCCUCCAGUCUAGAGCAGGCUGAGGCAUGGAGACUGAACUGCUCCCUCCCUCACCCCCUAAGAGAAAGGGUGCUCCCUCCAAUCCAGGGCAGGCUUGAGGCAUGAACUGCUCCCUGCAUCCUCCUGUCACCCCCCUAAGAGAAAGGGUGCUCCCUCCAAUCCAGGGCAGGCUUGAGGCAUGGAGACUGAACUGCUCCCUACCUCACCCCCUAAGAGAAAGGGUGCUCCCUCCAGUCCAGAGCAGGCUGAGGCAUGGAGAUUUUAAGGAAUUAAGAGAAGUAUUUUUUUAAUUAAGUUUUACUAUUUUUUUUUAAAUGAACUAUCUAAAGAAUAAGGAAAACAUGGAUAUUAUCAUUUUAAGCCUCACAUUUUUGUUUACUUUUUUCUUUUCCUAUAUAGUUGUGUGAGAGAGACUGCCUGCCCUGGUUUAAAAAAAUAAAUAUUUUCUUUCUUUUUUUUAAAAAAUAAAACCUUUAAAAACAUAACUUUAAAAAAGAAUGAUGAAUCUUAUUUUGAUAUCAUGCUGUUACAGUAAUGUAAAUACUCUCAAUGUGGUGCCACUAUCACAGGUUUUGUCUAUUAAUGUCUGUUUUAUGUAUGAAAAAUGCGUGUAAUUAAAAAAACAAAAGAUUCUUUUGGAAACGGGGGUAUUAAGUAGAAGUUGUUUUAGCCAAUGAGUGAAUACGUUCUUUGAUGUACCCCAGCAUGUUGUUGCCCCCAUGUAUGCAUUAUUAUUAUCAUUUAUUAGCAGACGCCCUUAUCCAGGACGACUUACAAUUGUUACAACAUAUCACAUUAUACAUUAUUUCACAUUAUACAGAUAUCACAUUAUUUUACAUACAAUUACCCAUUUAUACAGUUGGGUUUUUACUGGAGCAAUCUAGGUAAAGUACCCCCACUGGGGAAUGAACCCACAACCCUCCGGUCAAGAGUCCAGAGCCCUAACCACUACUCCACACUGCUGCCUUACCCAAUGACAGACACAUUGCUUUCUUCCUUGCAUUCUUUCUUUCUCACAAAAUAUCUUGGUAUCCCUGAACAGAUCCUCACAUACAUGCAAAAGAUUUUCAGAUGCAGUAACAACUCAGAACCACCGGGGGGAUCUUUGUUAGAUGCAGUAACAGCUCAGAACCACCGGGGGGAUCUUUGUUAGAUGCAGUAACAGCUCAGAACCAUCGGGGGGAUCUUUGUUAGAUGCAGUAACAGCUCAGAACCACCGGGGGGAUCUUUGUUAGAUGCAGUAACAGCUCAGAACCACCGGGGGGAUCUUUGUUAUUCAGUAAUGUGUUUCUGCUGCAGAGCACUCAUUGUGAACGGGGCUGCAGCGCAGAGACACCACCUUUGCUCAUUUCAAUCAUUUGCAUGCAGUUUAUGAAACAAUUAUCUGGUCAGGGGUACAGAGAGAUGUAGUGGUAAUGAACAAAAGCAAGCAAGAGGUCUGAAUAGUGGGGUAACACAGGGUUUCAUGCUUAGGUGUCAAUUCCAGAGUCACAAAUAAUACAAAAACACAAAUCCGACCUUGGUGACUCUUUGUUGGCAGUCCAGUUUGUUUCCAUUCCUCAAAGGACGGUGAAUGGCGGGGCGCACUACACACUUUUACAUUCAGUGUUUUUAUUCAUUUUGUUUUUGAGAAAACAUAUUUCUCAUAGAUUUUCUUUAUUUAACACCCUCACCCCCCUUUUCUAAAAUGAUCUUUUUUUUUAAAUAUAUGAAAUUAUCAAAACAAAUAAUUAAAACUGUAAAUAAUGUUGUUUUAUUUCAUGGUUUUUUCACACGUGUUCUGUGUGUGUGAGAGAGAUUGCGUGUGAGAGAGAUUGUGAGUGUGUGAGAGAGAGAGGUUGCGAGUGUAAGAGAUUGUGAGUGUGAGAGAGAGAGAUUGUGAGUGUUAGAGAGAGAGAGAUUGUGAGAGAUUGUGAGUGUGAGUGAGUGUGUGAGAGAGAGAGGUUGUGAGUGUAAGAGAUUGUGAGAGUGAGAGAGAGAGAUUUGAGUGUGUGUGAGAGAGAGAGAGAGAUUGUGAGUGUGUGAGAGAGAGAGAUAUCGUGAGUGUGAGAGAGAGAUUAUGAGUGUGAGCGAGUGUGAGAGAGAUUGGGAGUGUGAGGGAGUGUGUGAGAGAUUGGGAGUGUGAGAGAGAUUGGGAGUGUGAGGGAGUGUGAGAGAGUUUGGGAGUGUGAGGGAGUGUGUGAGAGAUUGGGAGUGUGAGGGAGUGUGUGAGAGAUUGGGAGUGUGAGGGAGUGUGUGAGAGAUUGGGAGUGUGAGGGAGUGUGUGAGAGAUUGUUAGUGUGAGGGAGUGUGAGAGAGAUUGGGAGUGUGAGGGAGUGUGUGAGAGAUUGGGAGUGUGAGGGAGUGUGAGAGAUUGUUAGUGUGAGGGAGUGUGAGAGAGAUUGGGAGUGUGAGGGAGUGUGUGAGAGAUUGGGAGUGUGAGGGAGUGUGAGAGAGAUUGUUAGUGUGAGGGAGUGUGUGAGAGAUUGGGAGUGUGAACGAGUGUGAGAGAGAUUGGGAGUGUGAGGGAGUGUGUGAGAGAUUGGGAGUGUGAGGGAGUGUGAGAGAGAUUGGGAGUGUGAGGGAGUGUGUGAGAGAGAUUGGGAGUGUGAGGGAGUGUGAGAGAGAUUGGGAGUGUGAGGGAGUGUGUGAGAGAUUGGGAGUGUGAGGGAGAAUGGGAGUGUGAGCGAGUGUGUGUGUGUGAGUUGACCUGCCCUGCCUGCCUGCCCCCCCUGUGCUGCUGAGCUGUGCUGAUGUGGGCCCCGCACCAAAUCCCUACUCUCAUCAUUGCACGCAGCUAGAUGCUGAAACCCUAUUGAUCACUACUGCUUUGUUUUGUUGCAUUUCCUGACUGAUAAAAUGCAUGGGGCUACCCUUUUUUUUAUAUAAAAAAAAAAAGAUUCAAAUGAUAAUUAUUAUUAUUGUUGUUAUUAUGAUUUUAUAUUAUUUUUACAUUUUUUUCUGUGUGAAAAAUAAAUCAGCAGAACAAAAAACAAAGUGACAUAAUAAAUAAUUUGUUUUUUUCA